This is a messenger RNA of Anarrhichthys ocellatus (wolf-eel), 3854 nucleotides long. It is a transcript of the gene tmem266, whose product is annotated as transmembrane protein 266. Gene Ontology annotation, cellular component: plasma membrane; dendrite. Gene Ontology annotation, molecular function: voltage-gated channel activity. The coding region runs from base 1145 to 2782 and encodes 545 amino acids. The record is from RefSeq and is a predicted model, not a curated record. NCBI's taxonomy places the organism in Eukaryota, Metazoa, Chordata, Actinopteri, Perciformes, Anarhichadidae. The transcript is spliced from 11 exons.
UGUCACAGCAGGAGAAUAUACGAGUCGGUGGGAAUUGAGGAAUUGAGGACAACAGUACAACCAACCCUUCCUCCUGUGUGUGUGUAUAUAUAUAUAUAUACUGUAUAUCCAAAAGGCUUUACCUUUUCAUGAUGGUUCAUAAAAGGGUAAAUUAUCUGAAAGUGAUAGCACAUUCAUUGAAAACAAUGACAAGGCAGAUAUGUUGUUGCCAUUCUUUUAUCCGCUUAUCCUUUAUUUCAUGCGUUUCCAGGGCCUAAUGCCUGCGCUACAUUUUUUUAAGAACUAAAAUAUCUCAGCAAGGCUAACUGUCAAUAUCGCAGUGACGCUGCAGCCCGAUAAAUGACAAUACAACAGACUUGGUCGUAAACACACCACAGAAACACUCGAGGUCACUGAGUAUUAGUGAUUCUUUUUUUUCUUCUUUUCGUGCGGAUGGGUUGUUAUCGCGAGGAACUCUGAAUCUCAAGAGGUGAAGUGAAGCGAGAGUGUUUUUCAACAUCGACGCUUCUAGGGUGGCAUAGAAAGAGGAAUGUCUGCAGGCUCUUAACAGGAAUCUUAACUACUUAUAUGAUACAUUAGAUAUUACUGUGUGUGCAGAUCCUUCGCGUUGACGUUCGCUGCUCGUCACACAUCUGUAGCCCCCUGGAAUCCCGUUUUCAGCACCUGGACAGCUCCCGAUAGUGAACCUCUUCUUCUUAUUAUCGGGCACAUGGAGUCCCUGGUGUGAUUGUGGGGGAAGCCCCGCAAGCACAUCAUGCCUCCCUCCGAAGAUGUCGUUAUCUCCCCGAUUCAGUAACAGCCGUCGUCGUCUCCGCUGAAGGAUGCUGCUUUCAGUCCGGAGUAGGUGUUUUCGUCGUGCGCUGUCUUCUGAGAGGCGAUACGGGUGCUUGGCCAACGCACAUUUCAGGGGAAUCGCAGCCUACACACAGCAAGAUCGGAGCUUCUCUCACACCGAUCAUCAUUAUCGGCGAGAAGGGAGAUAUUACCAACAUCACUGCGAGGGCGAAGGAGUCACGACCGCACUUAACACAAUGUAGAACACAUGCGAGGUGUGGUAUGAGCCAGGUCUCUGCAGUGGUGAAAUCACAUUUCACACUUGGGGUCAUUUAGUGUGGACGUCUAUUUGCAGCAACAAGACCUCAACAUGAGCAACCACCAGGCUCCUCCCAAGGCCGGAGCCUCGGAGCUGGAGGUGAUCUCCCAGCAGGUGGAGGAGGACAACCAGUGCAUGGCGCCUGUCCAGCUGGUCAGCUUCGCCUACAGAGACUUGCCUUUGGCCGCCCUGGACAUAUCCCUCGCUGGAUCCCAGCUCAUCUCGAACCCAGACGAAGAGGACAACAGAGAGGGGUCGAACUGGCUAAAGCCAUGCUGUGGGCGAAGGGCAGCGCUGUGGCAGGUCUGCCUGCUGUCGGUGGGCUUCAACUGUUUCCUGGUGGCCUGUGUCAUUCUGGUGGUGGUGCUGCUAACCCUGGAGAUGCUCAUAGACAUCAAGCUGUUGCAGUUUAAUAAUGCAUUCCACUUUGCCAGCAUCAUCCACUGGAUCAGCUUGGCUAUUCUCUCUGUGUUCUUCACUGAGACGGUGUUCAGGAUCGUGGUGCUGGGGAUAUGGGAUUACAUUGAGAACAAAGUAGAGGUGUUUGAUGGAGCUGUCAUCGUCCUGUCCCUGGCCCCCAUGGUGGCCUCCACAGUGGCUAACGGCCCCAGCAGCCCCUGGGACGCUAUCGGUCUCAUCAUCACACUGCGCAUCUGGAGGGUCAAGAGGAUCAUUGAUGCCUAUGUGCUGCAAGUGAAGGUGGAGAUGGAGCUGGAGAUCCAGCAGUAUGAGAAGGGCAAGGCGGUGAGGGAAGAACAGCUGGACCGCCUCACCCAGAUCUGCCAGGAACAGGCAUUUGAAAUCAGGCAGCUGAGGGCCCACCUGGCCCAGCAGGACCUAGAUCUGGUAGCAGAGCGUGAAGCAGCCAUGCAGAUCCACCACAUGUGGGGUAAACAGAGCAACAGUUUCCAGGAGGUGGACGGACUGGCCUCUGGGGCCUCAGAGCAUCACGGGCCAGCUAAAGCAAGAGAGCCUGGGGGGCCUGCAGAUCACCACGGUCAUGAUGACAUGAACAACUACAUCAGCCAGUACUACAGUGAGGCAAGCAGCGAUAUGGGGAUCCCAGACCCUGCACGAGUCAUCACCACAGCAGCCAUAGAUGUGCACCUGCCUAACAACCCCAGCCAGCUUCCCUCCUCUUUGGUGAGUGUAGACGCAGCGUCGUCCAGUCGCUUGCGGCGCACCGGCAGCUCCGUCAGCGAAGCGUCCACCACCACGGUGUCCCGCAGCAGCUUCAGCAUCCGGCAGCACAGCAUCAGCAGCCACACGCUGGGCUCCACCACGGAUUGCAGCUCUACAGUGCGCGAGGCCUCCACCUCCACAGAUUACAGCGACCAACGCUGCUACCCUCCGCCGUACAGCAGCCCUCUGGCCCUGGGCGCUCAGCCGCGUGGCAGUCCCAGCGCUGUGAUGCAGGAGCUGCUCUCCUCUCUUUCUGAGAAUACCUGUCUCACCCCGAAGGGCCUAGACCCCGUCAACCUUAAACCACCCAGCCCAGCGGGUUCCACCAAAACCAGCCCUGAGCUGGAGCACAGGGUCAACAUCUACAACAAGAGGAACCAGGAGAGCAGAGUCGGGCUGCACUCCAAGCCUCUCAUCCAUCUGCAGGGCAGAGAGCCUCUUCUAGAGGAGAAGUACAGGAUGAUGGAGCCAGUGGACAUGCCGGUCAACCGUCUGUCAGAGACAUAAGACUCACUUCACAGGACUCGCUCUACUAAACUCUGGUGUUGUUGGGAGUCACUGGCACAUAAACGGUGUCCGUCAUCCUCUUUGUACUGUUGGGACUGAGAGGAUGAACUUGCCAGAGCAGCACAAAAACAGAGGGCAUGAAGACUGGAGAAGGCAAAUGUGUUAUCAGGCAGCACUUAUCAGGAAUUGACACUCACAAAAAACACUUUUUUGAGUUUUAUGAAAAAUUUUACCAAAAGAAACCAGCAACCGGACUUGAGCCCUAACAUUUUCAGAAAACUGGUUUGCGCAGAAGAUGAAAAAAUCUGGCUUUUUAUACAUUAAGUUGUAGUUUGAUUUCUAGGAAGUGAAAGCAGUGAGGGAGUGGUGCUGAGGGCUUAGCUCCUUUGAUGCACUUUGUAGGAGUUGGAGAUGAUGAACAGAUGAGAUCACGAAGGCCACAAACGGUGAAUCAAACUUUCCACAAGCUACAAAUCCUGGAUAUAUCAAUGUGCAGGUGUAUCUGCUGUUUAGAUGGUCAGUUUAGUGUCUCCAAACUCACAAAGAACAGUCCUCUUUGAUGGGACUGCUGCAGGGUACAUUGGAUCAGUCGCAACUUCUUUCUAAUCUUUGUCUUUCUAUAUUAGCAACGUUAACAUUUGUAUCUUAAUUCUAGGAGUAGAAAGAGCGUGGCAGACUUUUGCCUGGUGGAUGAGUGUUUUUAUCCAGGUGCCACGACUAGAUUCUGACCAAACCCAGCUGACUCAGUGUUUACUGAGAUUUUGUCCCACACAUACCAAAUUAUGAUACAUCAUUUGGGUCUAAAAUAUGUUUUUAUGAUUUAAAUGUUUAGAAGAGAUAUAUAUAUAUAUAUAUAUUUCAGAAUGGGUUUAUCACAGCCACACUUGGUGAGGGACUUGAAGUGGAGCUACACUAACAUGUCAAAAAGUAAAAUAUAGCAUGAACCUUCAAGAUUAGCCUCUUAUUGAAACCAACCCUGUUUGUUGUUCUGUUGACAGACAUUUUAUCUUGAUUGUGGAAAGAGGGCAUUGCAAAAUGAAUCCAAUAAAGAGAAAACAUGGCAAAAUGAGAA